This is a messenger RNA of Colletotrichum lupini, 456 nucleotides long. RefSeq lists its product as uncharacterized. Bases 1 to 456 code for a protein of 151 amino acids. The record is from RefSeq and is a predicted model, not a curated record. The transcript is spliced from 3 exons. NCBI's taxonomy places the organism in Eukaryota, Fungi, Ascomycota, Sordariomycetes, Glomerellales, Glomerellaceae.
AUGAUUUCUUGGAGGUUGCCUUUUGGAUCAGAAAGCACUGCAUUCUCCAGCCUUGACUACCAGGCUGGGAUUUUACAUGGUCUAACGGCAUCUUCCAUUGGCCAACGGCCGACAAUUACCCAGGGACCCGGACCCGCCCGCCCCAGCUGGACCGUGGACGGGCUGCGUGGCCAGAAAACGAGUGAAGGUGGCCUCUACUUUACUUUGGAUUUGCGCAACUCCCAAGGCUUUGUGAGAUCCAAUCCUCCUACCUUGCUUCCAACUCGACUUUCUCGCGUCGACCUUCUCUUCUCAUGGUUCAGGCGGGGUCUCUCACUUCCUGAUAUCACCUUUUACCUCUCCGCCACUCCUUUUAGCGUUAUUCUGCUUGGCGCAUUGUUGCGAAAGUACGACUUUUGGCCUACUCCCGUUGAUUCUUCUCACAACGCUUACGAGGCUACCCCAAACUCGCGAUAG